AUGGUUCCAACACCUACGAAUAGCGAAGAUCGUGCCGGGAGAUCGCCCAGAACCGGAUGUCGCCACGCCGCUGGGAGUCAGCUUCUGCUCCCAAUAGUCACCUUUGCAUCCGGAACCUACGAGGACAUUGAACGUUCUGCGCACAUGUUGCUCAAAUUGAAAGCCCUGUCCUCGUCAUACGUGCACGUCCCAGGGACAAAAAGGGAGGCAGGGCGCGAGGAUGGUGACAGCGAAUGGAAAACCAUAGGACACCCAGCUCGUGUCAUGGGAUGCGAGCUAGACGUAGAUGGGCGGCGAGACGGCGUGCGAGAAGGAAACGAAGAUGGGACUUCAAGCUUCAAGCGAUCUCCAUUCAGUGCCAUUUUCGAGAAGAACAGCUGCUCCACUUGGACCACUAACGAGAACCGGAAAUAUGGUACGGGGAAAUCGCUCGACACUCUCGAUGAACUUGUUGAAAUAACCUCGAAAAGGAAGUCUGCCGGAUUUCCAAGCAUCCAUCUCACGCGUCACCGCACCCAAGCUCGUCAGUCGGGGGUACCACGUCAUGCGGACUUGUCCCUCGUGGAAGAGCCGCCAGAAAGGAGGAUUAGGCAAGUGUUGAGCCCAGGACGUGUGAUGGGAUGCAAACCAUACGAGAUCCUUAGGGCGACGGGAUCGCUAGAAGACACGACUCUAUCCCAAGAACGAAUGUACCGUGACGGUAGCCGGCGAGGAAGGGAGGUAUGGUAUUGCUGUGUAAACGCCAAAAGGAAGAUACCGCCUACGAGAAACGCACCAGAACAUAGUAAUCCGUUCCUAUUUUCGCCAGAAAAGACAAACACGCUUCGAACUCCUCAUGCGUCAACACCCUCGAGAGUCGUCUCGUGUACCCGUAAACCCAAGGAAUAUACAACUCCAGGACCGAGGCCUGAGGCGAACUACGUGCGCGAGGGAAAAGGCGUCGGGAUGUCGGCCUGGCAUGCAGGAAGGAGGGGUAACGCGAGUGCCGAGCGAAUUUAUGACGAGGACGCUCAUGGGAUGCAAAUGAUACGAUAUUUUGAUGGAACGGCAUGCGAAGGGUAUUGGAGAAGGUGGUCGAGGGCGCAAGGCUCGACGUUCGGCGAGUCAGCUCCAUAUCCAGGAAGCUCGUUGCAGUUAGGGCCGUAG
Messenger RNA from Desarmillaria tabescens, 1146 nucleotides. RefSeq lists its product as uncharacterized. The record is from RefSeq and is a predicted model, not a curated record. The coding region runs from base 1 to 1146 and encodes 381 amino acids. NCBI's taxonomy places the organism in Eukaryota, Fungi, Basidiomycota, Agaricomycetes, Agaricales, Physalacriaceae. The transcript has 10 exons.